CACCCUCCUUCCCUUUCAUCCCCUUCCUUCAAAUCCCCCCUUUUCUCUCCUCACCCAUUUCAAAGCCCUCUCUCCCCUCCGUUCACUUCCAUUCCCUUAGGUCAAUUAUCCUUAUCUCAAAGACACUCGACCAAAAACCUUUCCCAGUUCAAAACAAUCCCACUCUCCCUCAAAACACACGCGCCCACUUUACAUAAAGAGUAAAAAAAAAAAUAUAAAGAAAGGACAGAUCACUAUUUUCUCUUCGGUCACCAAAACAAACCCUUUUUGGUUCUUCUCUUUCCCUUUCUCUCUUUCCCUCCCACCAUGGCAGACAGGGUUUACCCUUCAUCCAAACAAGCCACAAAUGGCACCACCCCCACCAGCACUGCCAACCCGUCCUUUCCCGUCACUAAAGCUCAACUAUACGGAGCGUCUCGCCCUCUCUACCGUCCACAACCCAACCGCCACCGUUACCGUCGCUCCUGCUGGUGCUCUUGUUGCCUUUGGACCACCGUAGCUAUCCUCCUCCUUAUCCUCCUAGCCGCCAUAGCUGGUGCUAUUUUAUACGUCCUUUACCGCCCUCACCGCCCUACUUUCACAGUUUCAUCCCUGAAAGUCGCAACCCUUAACAUAACUUCAGCUUCCAAGCUCAUCACCAACAUCAACCUCAACGUCACAGCCAAAAACCCCAACAAGAAACUCGUCUAUAUUUACGACCCCUUCACCAUUUCUCUUUACACUGACGACGAUAUCGAUAUUGGGGACGGUUCAAUCGGCUCCUUCGUGCAUGGCACUAAAAACACGACCCUUUUGAAAGCUGCCAUAACUAGUAGCAACCAAGAACUUGAUGACACGUCAGCUGGCAAAUUAAAGACUGCUUUGAAGAGCAAGAACGGGCUGCCAUUAAAGAUAAAGCUCGACACUAAAGUGAAAGCAAAGAUGGGAGCAUUAAAGACACCAAAGCUUGGUGUUAGGGUUAUUUGUAAAGGGAUUAAAGCUACUGCUCCGACGGGGAAAUCAGCAACCACGGCUUCAACUUCUAAUGCAAAGUGUAAGGUUGAUUUGAGGAUCAAGAUCUGGAAAUGGACGUUCUGAUGAGAAUUGAGACGAGAAAGACUAGAGAAGGAAAAAAAAAAGGUUUGAUGUUUAUUUUAUUUUAUUUUUGUCUUUACUUUUUUUUUUAAUUGUGUUAUUCAUUAUUUUGGUUAUAAUAUGUUGUGUAAAUUUGGUGAUUGGUUGCAAUAAUUAAUAGGAUAUAGAAAGUUUUAAUGUAUACUUUUGUUUUUUUCCAAUGUUUCUUUUAGCGUUUUUGUUGUUAGUCUCUGUUCAUUAGUGUACAAUAUUGUUAAUUUAUAUUUGAAUUCAAGAAAUA
This is a messenger RNA of Durio zibethinus, 1354 nucleotides long. RefSeq names its product NDR1/HIN1-like protein 13. Gene Ontology annotation, cellular component: plasma membrane. NCBI's taxonomy places the organism in Eukaryota, Viridiplantae, Streptophyta, Magnoliopsida, Malvales, Malvaceae. Gene Ontology annotation, biological process: defense response to other organism. The record is from RefSeq and is a predicted model, not a curated record.